GAUUUAAUUUGUUUCUGUCAUAUUGAAUUGUGAGUUUAUAUUCUUGUUUUACUAAGUUUUGAUUGUCUUUACCUUCUUCUGGGGAGUUCUGAAUUAUGUUGGUUUGAAAUAAAAGUCCAAUGUAAAGCAGAAUUAUGCAUUUUUGAAAAACAAAUCUGAAUUUGAUAAUUCAGAAAUCCAUGUGUAAAGCUAGCUAUUGUUUUAUUACAGUUACUUACAACUAUUAUUAGGAAUAUUAACAUGUCUACUCAUUCAUGGGAAGCUAUUCCUCGCACCUAUGAUCCUCUUAAAGCUGGUAGUAUCGAUGGUACAGAUACUAUACCUCAUGAUCAUGGAAUUGUUCGAGCGAUGCAAGCUGAAUAUAAACCUAACAAAUUAGUUAUUGGAGAUCCUAAAGCUACUGUGUUUAUUGGUCGUUUAAAUCCAUCUACAGAUGAAAGUACUUUGAGAAAGGUAUUUUCUCAUUAUGGUGAAAUCAAAAGAUUACGUCUGAUCCGAGAUAUAGUGACUGGCUUUUCUAAAGGAUAUGCAUUUAUUGAAUUUUAUGAUGAAUAUGAUGCUGUGAAGGCAAAAAGAGAUGUUGACCAUACAAUAAUUGAUGACAAAGAAGUUAUUGUAGAUUUUGAAUGUGAAAGAGUACUUAAAGGAUGGAUACCCAGAAGAUUAGGAGGAGGAUUCAAUGGAAGAAAAGAAUCAGGGCAGUUGAGAUUUGGUUGUAAAGAACGUCCUUUUAAAAGACCUCUUGUGAUACUCAAACAAUCUUAUGGUGAACGUAGAGAAGAUUCAGACAUAAAUUCUUACAAUGAUAGAAAUUAUUCUAGAGACAAGUAUUCAGAUAGGCAUAGAUCUUAUAAAAGAAGUAGACACCAUGAUUAGUGUGACUUUUAACUACAUAUUGUAAAUAUUUGGAAAAUUGUGUAAAAUAUGCAAUAUAUGGGUUUUGAUUUUAUGACCAAGUUUCCUUACAUCAGUUAUGAGAUGAUUGUAAAAACUCUCUUUUCAAGUCUGCUAUAUAUAUAUAUAUAAGUAUUAUUUUUAUUAUUUUAUGAAUGAUUCUGAAAGAUACCAUACUUUAAUAGUGCACAAAAUUUAUAAGAAAGAGAAAGAAUUCCUUAAAAAAAUAUGAAGUUAUUUCUCUAACGUCCUUGUGGUCAGUCAAUCAGCAUAUGUGUGAUUGACUGACAUUAUAAUAUUUAUAAAUGUUGCUUAUUUUGUUGAAUAUUGCAUUUCUUAUCAAGAAAUUAUUUUUUUAUUAAAUGCCAAUUCAA
Molecule: messenger RNA, 1268 nt
Organism: Argiope bruennichi
Lineage: Eukaryota; Metazoa; Arthropoda; Arachnida; Araneae; Araneidae
Product: U11/U12 small nuclear ribonucleoprotein 35 kDa protein-like
Exons: 5
Coding region: 241-876 (211 amino acids)
Biological process (GO): mRNA splicing, via spliceosome
Cellular component (GO): precatalytic spliceosome; U12-type spliceosomal complex
Molecular function (GO): mRNA binding; snRNA binding
Source: RefSeq, a predicted model, not a curated record